UAGACACAGAAGAAGAAACAGGCAAAGAUGGCUGCCUCCGUUCAGUGAAGGGGACAAAAUACACGUUUAGACUCUUGUAGACCACAUAAUAUUAUAAUACAACUGUAAAGACAAUGUUUUUAAAACACAGCUUGAUGUCAGCGGCAUCGGCAGUGCGAACAUGGAGUGUUGUGUCGUGUGUGAAACACGGUGGUGGUGUAGUGCAGCUCGGUCACUGCAGCUCCAGGGGACAGCAGCGCUGUGGCUACUUCACCUGGAUGGCGUCGGGUUCAGCUAAACGUAUGUCCGUAUUCUCCAGUAUUGUGUCAGAGAAGAUCGUGUGCAUUGGCACAGUUAUGUCACCUGGAAAUGAAUCCUGCACAAGCCAGCCAGUGAGACAGUAUGCCCGAGCUGCCCAAAAAAAGUCAGAAUUUCAGAGUCAGCUACAAGACCUGCCAGCAUCAAUGCUGAAACUAGAAUAUACUUCGGUUCCACUGGCUCACACGGUUGAUGGUGUGGUGAAGAAACUUCUCUCACUGGAGCUUGCAAGUCAUAGUGAACGACUCCGCCUUAAAGAGAAAGAGCUGAUUGCAAAGGUUCAGAGACAUGAAAAUGAUCGCAGCUCAACAGAGGUUAAGGUGGCCAUUCUAACAGCAAGAAUACGCAAUUUUCAGGAGCACUUACAGAAGCACUCUAAGGACAAAGCUAACAAGAGGUGGAUGUUGAUGAGCAUUGACCGCAGGAAGAAAUUGCUCAAAUACUUGAGAAGGUCACGAUACGAUGCUUUUGAGAAGGUCUGUGCAGAACUGGGGAUCACAUACACCUUCCCACCAGAGUAUUACAGACGGGCAACCAGACGCUGGCUGGCUAAGAAAGCCCUCUGCAUCAAGGUCUUCAAAGAGGUCCAGAAAAAAAAGGCAGAGAAGAGAAAUAAGGCUCUAGCUCAGAAUAACCCUAGGAUCACAACAUCUAACUCUACAGAAUCCCAGGGGACUCCAGUAUAACAAAAUCCACAAAAAUCAAAAAAAUGUCUUACACUUUAAUAUCAUGCAAUAUAACUAAUAAAACCUGCAGAGAACUAAAUGCUGAA
Tachysurus fulvidraco (yellow catfish) is the source of this 1069-nucleotide messenger RNA. It is a transcript of the gene mrps15, whose product is annotated as mitochondrial ribosomal protein S15. Gene Ontology annotation, cellular component: ribosome. Gene Ontology annotation, molecular function: structural constituent of ribosome. The coding region runs from base 114 to 983 and encodes 289 amino acids. Lineage: Eukaryota; Metazoa; Chordata; Actinopteri; Siluriformes; Bagridae. The transcript is spliced from 8 exons. Gene Ontology annotation, biological process: translation. The record is from RefSeq and is a predicted model, not a curated record.